Molecule: messenger RNA, 638 nt
Organism: Nannochloropsis gaditana CCMP526
Gene: TFIIH4
Product: transcription initiation factor TFIIH subunit 4
Exons: 2
Biological process (GO): nucleotide-excision repair
Cellular component (GO): transcription factor TFIIH core complex; transcription factor TFIIH holo complex
Molecular function (GO): ATPase activator activity; double-stranded DNA binding
Source: RefSeq, a predicted model, not a curated record
GGGCGGCCAUACCCGGUCAGGGCCCUGUCGCCGACCCAGCAGGCCCUUCUCGAGAAGUUCAUCUCCUUCGGCCUCAUUUAUCAGGACGACCGUCAUUCGCGCCAUUUUUAUCCGACUGCGGUGGCGGUGAAUUUGAUUUUUGGCGGCACGGUCCAGGAAGAGCGCCUGCGUCGCGGCCACGGGCAUGUCGGACCCGAGGGUCGGGAGAAUACGAAGGAGCUCCGCCUGGUGGAUCCCUCCCAACUCGCCGUCAUCGUUGAGACCAACUACCAGCUCGUUGCCUACACCUCCUCCUCUUUGCACGUGGAGAUGCUGCGGAUUUUUACGGACGUUCGCUGCCGCCUUCCCAACGUUGUGAUUGGCUUUAUCACCCGUGCCAGUGUCCGCCGCGCCAUGGCUUCCGGCAUCACCGCCGCCACCAUCCUCUCCUUCUUGAAGACCCACACCCACGUGGCGGUCCGUGCGGGAAAAGGCAGGCUUCUCCCCGAGAACGUGGAGGCGCAGAUCGAGCUCUGGCACCAGGAGCGAAGCCGGGUGAAAUUUGAGGAGGUGAUGAUGAUCGAUUUGUCCAGUUUAAUGGUGGAGGAGUUCGAGGAGGUACGGACGUAUGCAGAGAACCUGGCGGUCGUGUGUUGGGC